ACCCAAUAUGGCAGAGAUGGCAGGUCUUGCACGGUAACUAAAGCAACAUCAAGACUUUGCACAGCACACAGGUCGGUUAUCCACGACCGAGCGCAGACAUGAGGGAACGGCAGAAGAAGAAAAAGGGCAGAACAUGGGCAGAGGCCGCCAAAACGGUGCUUGAGAAGUACCCCAACACACCCAUGAGUCAUAAAGAGAUCCUGCAAGUGAUUCAGAGAGAAAGGCUGAAGGAGAUAAGUGGCACUUCUCCUCUUGCUUGUCUCAAUGCCAUGCUCCAUACAAACUCACGUGGAGAUGAAGGGAUCUUCUAUAAGGUACCCGGCCGAAUGGGAGUCUAUACACUGAAGAAGGACAUUGGAGAUGUGGUAAAGGAACUGUCAGAAGAUGCUUCAGACGACAGCAGCGACAACAUGUCUGAUUCUCGAUGCACAGAAAAUACCAGCACCACUGGCUACAGCAAAGACGGACGCAGAAGAAGGUGGACGAGGAGAGUGCCAACAAAACUGCAGUCUCAGCCGUCCUCCCCGCAGUCUCGCUGUUCAUCUCCUUCAGUCUCCAGCAGCAAACUCAUGUCUCCAUCACAGAAACACAGCAAGAAGGCCCUCAAACAGGCACUGAAACAGCAGCAGCAAAGAAAUCAGCGGCGACAAUGUGGAAUCUCUAACGCCUCCAGCCCACGACUGCUCCUCAAGACUGUCAAAGACAUGGCUCAUGACUCUUCCAAAUCUUCCUGGGAGCUGAAACAGAGAGAAUGCUGCCCUGCCAGUCCACAGAACUCUACCUCCAGCUCGUCCUCCUCUGUCAAAGCAGAUGUGUGCCACACGUCUGGUGCCCGCAAGGUGUCGCAGCGCUCCAGCCGGCUCAGUGCCAGACAAUUGAGACGCAGCAGGUGUGAGAUAGAUGUGGAGACACCAGAUUCCAUCCUUGUAAACACCAACCUGAGAGCACUAAUCAACAAGCACACAUUCUCACUGCUGCCUACAGAUUGUCAACAGAAGCUGCUUAAGAUGCUGCCUGAGGUUGAUCAGCAGGCCAGUAUGGAUGGAGCAUUGAAGGUGACCAGCUCUGCCUUGAACAAUGAAUUCUUCACAUCAGCAGCACAGUCUUGGAAGGAGAGAUUGUCAGAGGGUGAAUUCACGCCAGAGCUGCGACUGAGAAUGCGGCAAGAAAUUGAGAAAGAAAAAAAGGUGGAUCUUUGGAAAGAGCAAUUUUUCGAAAGCUACUAUGGUGAACAUUCUGGCUUGUGUAUAGAGGAAUCCAAAGAGUUGACGGAGGCUAAGGAACUUCCUGAACCAGCUAAAAGAACAGUUUUACCAGUAAAGCCAGCGAUUGUCAAAGAGCCUCAGAAGGUAAACACAGUGAUAGAGGUCAUCCACAUGGAGUUGAGAUCCAGAGAUGUAAAAUCAACUGUAACACAUACCUCCCCUGAAGAGCCAGUCAAACUUCCUGCUUCAGAGAAAUCACGUUUAUCCUUAGACAUGAAAAAGGACGCACAGGUGGAAUUGAUUCCAGUGUCUUCUAUACAGAAAAUGGUGGAUCCCAAACCAGACGUUGAGAAAACACUGGAGAGUGAGAUCAGAUGUAAGACCCCAACAUCUUCUUUGGAAGCAACGUUAACCUGCUUGAAAAGAAAAGAGACACAGAGCACUAAAGAGGAAAGUCCUGUUGGCGAGGCUGGACAGGCAUUGGCAGAAAGCAAUAAGGCUGGAUCUACAAUAACUGCUGUCACAUCUGAACCUCUGAAAAGAAAAAUAUCUAGUGAAGAAGAUGCAGAAGUCAUAACAGAGAAGAAGCCCCGCACCUCUUUAUCAGAAGUGUCACCCACAGCGACAGCUAGGGAAAAAGUAGAACAGAGAGUUCCUCCUCUCAAAAUCCCAGUCUCAAGAAUACUCUCUGCCCCUGCUGCUAUUGAGCAGAUAUCUCCAAGGACUCCUGUUCCCUUGACCCCUCCUAGUGUCCGACCGGGACGUACAGGUGCACGCACUCUUGCUGACAUCAAGGCAAAAGCCCAGUUAGCACGCGCACAGCGUGCUGCCGCAGCAGCAGCCGGAUCAUCUUCCUCAAAGGGAACUGGCUCAGUUGGAGGUACCUCAACACCCUCUCCAGCUCUGUCCCUUUCAGAAGAUUUUUCACCAGCAAGCAGCAGAAGUCAAUCUGUGUCACCUAUAAAGUUAAGCUCGGGAUCUCCUGCCCCUGAAGGCACAGUGAUUCUCUCACAAACCUCUCCUUCCUCAGGUUCUGCGGGACACACAGACCCUGUUUUUGCACAGGCCUUCAGUGCGAGCCAAGGUUUUUUAAAAGAAAAUCGCUCUUUGUUUGGGUUGCAAACCACUCAGUGCUCGUUGAACCCAAUGGGCAAGGAUCAGCAUUACCUUCUUUGUCCUGAAGGCACACUAGCACCUUCAGGACAAGCAGGAAACAUGACUGUCUCAAACACACUUGCACAAAACCAGAGACUACAGCAGACUCUUUUUGCAGGUGCAUCAGCUGCCAGGCUUAUCUCUUCAAUCCCAGCAAAUAAUCCUCUGGUCACCCAGCUUCUUCAAGGUAAAGAGGUUCCCUUAGAAAAAAUUCUCCCAAAGCCACUAGCCAAUGCUGAGGUUCAAUCUGUGGCAAUUUCUGCCAUGGAUAAAAAGAACCUUGACACCACCACUGCUGGGUUGAAAAAAGACAGCCCAACAGUUCAAGAAGUCAGCAAAUUUGUUCCUUUUGACCAACCUGCGAAGCAAGUCAGUAGUAGGGACAAAUUUGAAGUCGGCACUCAGGACAAGAUCCUCCAACCACUAAGGGAGCAGAAGCACACCAGCUCAAACCGUCAACCUCCCCAGUUUCAAUCCUGCCAGUUAGGUCACCUUGAGAGUAGCCAGGACCAGAGUGUCCAUCUAGGAAUCUUUGGACGGAAAAGAGUAUCGAAGCCAGCUAUGACAGGACACUACCUCCUCAAUGUCUCCACAUACGGUAGAGGAUCUGAGAGCAGCAAACGGCCACACUUGGCUAGUAAUACAAGCACUACCCUCGCCAACCUGAAAAAAGAGAAAAUUGAAGCAGAGGAUAGUGUGAAAGGGACAACAGAAUCACUUGCAGGUACCACCUCUCAAGGACACGCACCUUUCCCAAGUGUCAAAGUGGAACAGCAGGGAUGUUUCAUCAGCAAACCAGAUGAUGGUUUGACACCUCAACCAUGUACUGAUGUAAAGUCUGAAUCUCCAUCACUGAGCUGUUUGCCCAGCAAAGAAGAAGGCAGCUCUUCUACUAGAACCAAAGAAACAUGCUCAAGAGGGCAGCUUGAUAUGUGCAGCACUAUACAGGGUAAAACAGAGCCAUAUCAAUUAGGUGACUGUCAUCAACGCAUGUUCUUGCCUCAGAAAGCCCAUAAUGGAACUCCGUAUGGUGGCAGUAUAAGCAUGACUGUCCCUCAUGCACUGAACCACAGCAUGCCUGACACUCCGUCCUGCAGUGGCGAUAGUGAAACGGCUGGUGGAGGUAUGAUGUCUUUUUCCGUCACGGUCACCACCAUACCUGCCGGUCACCUACUGGAUCAGAGCAGUCAGAGUGAGACCUCACCUGAGGAAGCCUUCAUAGAAACCUCUGCAAUGGAGGAUGUCCAGUCAAAGUGCUACUGUCGGCUGAAGGCCAUGAUUAUGUGCAAGGGAUGUGGUGCAUUCUGUCACGACGAUUGCAUUGGUCCAUCCAAACUAUGUGUCUCAUGUUUGGUGGUACGAUAAUGGUCAUGUGGACGAACUGUGACAUUCAUUGAUUCAUAAAGAAAAGAGCAAUCAUACAAUCAAACAAUAAUUUUACCACUGUACAGUAGUGGUGCUCUCGCUGUGGUAAUCUACUCAUGCAUCCGUUGUCAUUUGAGAGGCAGGCUCUUAUGCUGUUCUUUGGGAGUAAUUCACUCAAAAGUGAAUUGCGACCGCUAAUAGUGCUGUUUAUUUGCACUUAUAUUCUGCUUUGUUUUAGCGGCCAAUUCAGGAAAGGAAUUAUCAAAUCAGGUAAAGGCCAACAACAAGUGCUGUUCUUGCACGUCAAUCCCAAGCACUAGGGGCCAGAUUUACUAAAUAGAGCAAAUUAUCGCGAAAGUACAAUCACAUAAAAGUGCAGAUCCCAUGAAAGGGAUGUAAAUUAAUAAAUUAUUAUAAUAAUUUAAGCACAAACACAAGAAGAGCUGUUGAUAAACAGGUAUGUGUAAUCUACUAACAACCCAGGGUUAACUUCAUGUCUUUUGUAAAUCAUUUUUUGUUUGUUGUUUUAUGCAGAAAGCUGCUAGUAAAUUCUGGCCCUUAGUUGUGGAGAAUAUGACAAACUACCGUAAUCUGGAAUGUUUACUGUUCAGUAUGGCUGCACUACUGCAAUCCAGAGACCCGAAACAGUUCUGUAAAUUGUUGAAAGUGAUCUGGACAACACUGUAUGCCUGCAUAUAUGCCCGGUUAUCAUAUUUUUAUCUAUCAUGUGCAAUUUCAACACUUCUGACUCGGGCGUUGUUUACAGUAAUGCGUUUUUAAUUGAAAAGUAUAGGUUCUGUUAUGUUUCCACCUGACAUUCACAUUACUUCGGCAUCUUUGACCUGUCAAAACAAAGCGUUUUUAAAAUGUUAAAAACUACAGUGGCCGAGAGAGCUGAACGUGCUGCAGUUUAAGAAGACAUGUGCAAUUACAAAAAAUGAAGUUACCCUUUUUUCAUGAAAUUACUCUUUAUGCUUAGAUGCCAGGAUUCUUGGAACCUCUGGUCGGCAGCUUUAUGCGUAUAAAGAGUCACAUUUGGACAGCUUUAAAAGCAUAGAUUUAAAUUAUUUUACUUGCUUUUAAUGUCUUUGAACAAAUCCUGCUGUUGAUCAGCACCACCUCCUGGACUGAUUAUUUAAAAAGUGCGAUCUAAUGAGAAUGAAAAACAACCACUGUGAGUAAUUUACCCUUAUCGUUAGAUGGUAUCUUCUGCCAUUUAAAUGGAGCAUUGUCAUCGCUAAAGUCAACAUUUUCUCUUUUUUUCAAAUAUAUAACUAACAUAUAACCAACCCAAACGAUGGUCCAAAAUGUUUGACACACACACGUGCGUCUCAUUGACACAUUGAUUUAAAGAGUGGCAUAAAGUGAAAAUAAAGUGGCAUUUUGAAAUGACAGAAAAACACAUGGUAAGCACUACACAAAACAAACUAACUAAAUGAAACAUACUGUAAACUGCUCCCGGGUUACAAUCAACAUUCAAAUCAGCCAGCAGAGUAUCAGUCAUGUACUUUUAUUUUUUUGGAAAUUUAAUGCCUUACAUGCCAGUAAUAUGGUUUGCUCUUAAUAAUACAGUAAUGUAUUGGGUGUGUUGUGUGUGUGCGCACUGAGCUCUGUAUAACACCUGACAGAUCUGACGGUUUUUCUCUCGCGCUUGAACCACAUCUGACAGAAGUAUAACAGCUUUUAACACACAUCUUUUAAAAUCAAACUCGUGCAUCACCAAAAAACUCCCUAAGCCACUCAACACGGUACUAACACCCAUUUUCGGAUCGAGAUUUACCAGUUGUAAACGCUGCAAAUGGAAGUUCUAAGUAUCCUAUCGGAAGCCGUUGCUUGCUAUGGCGCCCUCCAUGCAGCAUCCAAGAAAAAGGUCUAUAAUGUAACUUUAAAACAAAAACGCACUAGUGUAAACAGCCUUAAGUGGAUCAGGGGUGGUUUGUGAAUAAGACACAGGUUUUUGCACUAAUAAUGCAGUGUGCAGCUAAAUUUACAGAAAUCCCUUUGUUUAUUAUUUUAGGCACAAAGAUAAAUGAGGUUUGGAAAAUGUGCAAUGCCGAGUAAUACUUCCUAUCAUUCAUUAAGGCACCUUGUUUUUGACUCAAUAUUGAAUAGUGGCAAUAUUUACGGCUUAUUCCUAUCCGUGUUAUAUUUUCAUAACAAUUUUAGAAAACUAAACCAACUAUUUUUGUAGAUGUUAAAAAUAAUGGUUCCCCCCUUCCCCCUACCUGUCAGAUUUUGGACACAUAAUUCCAACCAGUUUGCUUGAUUAGAAACAGAUACUUUUUUUUUUUGGUCUUUGCUUGCUGGUUUGUAAUGCAAGCAAAGAACCACAUGACUAAAAUACCAGUUCCUUUGCAGAAUUACUGUGAAUAUGUAAACCUAAUAUAUUAACCUGCCUUGUUCCUAGGUUUAUAUGGUACUGUUAAAGGUUAUUUAUGGGAUAGAAGGGAUUUUUGUCAAAAACAGUUACAGGCUUCUCUUAUAUGGGUGGGUUUUACUUGAGAGAAUGACAGAUUUAUACUGAUGAUGGCAAUAAUUUGUAUAUUUACAGUACAAUAUUUAUAAAAUGAAGAGCAUUAGUCCCUUACAUCUCAUUUUUUUUGUCUAAAUAAAAAGAUUUAUUAUGAUUGCACUUUUUUAUGUUCAAUGACAAACUUGGCAUCUUCAAAAGUUAUAUAUUUGUGAGGUUGAUGAGAAUGAAAGCACUUAAUCGAAUAAUAAUCUAUUGUACCCUCUCAGGAGCAAAACCAGGUCUUAAUCAUUUCAGUAGCCCGUGUCUAAUCAUUCACACGAGUGACAUUGCCUCCAAUUGGAAUAUUGGAUAUUCCCUAGUAAACGAAUGCAGAGCAACAGCAAAACUAUAUGAGCAAUGAAGUUGAACACUCAGAAGGGAGAUUAUAUGAAGAUUUUCGGUUUGUUUUAUAUUGUAAAUACUGAUUUUCUUUUGAAAUGUACAAAACUAUUCCUACAAAACAUUUGUGUAACUUAAACAUAUCCGAUUGUCUACUAAGGGGUUUUUAUUUAACAAUUGCAGUCACAAAUCACGAUUUUAAUCAUGUUUCAUCGUUUAAAAUUCCUGUCCCAAAACAAUUCUGCUACAUUUUGAUACCAGUUGUUAUGUGUAUGUCUUUCAAUUAGUUUCUUUAAUCAUUCGCCUUCAAGGCAGUAGAAAUGUAAACAAAGUUUUAGCUACGAUUUGCUUGGUAAUAUACCAAAGUCAAUUUAUGGGAACUAGAUGAUCAGAUUUUGUUUUUAAUGUCUGUAGUUACUCAAAGUAAUAUAUUUUAAGUAAUAUAUUUUAAUAAUAAUUAUUAAAGAAGUCUAUUUACAAAUCAAAACGUUUAAAGAAACAGGGUAUUUACUAUGUCUUUAUAUUGGCUGUCCCGUUUUGGUAUACCUUCAUCCCAGGUGUACAAACUUUUUACACAUUUUUUUUGUACCCUUUCUUUUGUUUGGCUAGUUUGCAAAGAAUCGAUGUACCCUCAUGGUAGAUUUUGAAUCGCCUAAUAUUAUCUGUGAGCUCACUUUAUUGAUUGCUAAAAGUCUAGCUUCUUACUGAAAAACAAUCAGGUUUUAGUGUUUGUCUUGUGUGGAUACAGUUAGCGUGGUGGUUGGGUUGUGCUGAAUGUCUUUGGGUGUGAGGUCGGUUUUUCUGGUUUUUCAUAGAGACAUAUGCAUCUUUAAACGUUCAAGAGACUCCACGAAUAUAACUGUGAUACCUCCGUUAUACUUCAUAUCUGAACCGAUAUGAUCGUAAAAAUAAUAGUUAGGUUAGAUCAUAAACAAGCAGCGUUUAACUAUUUAUUAUGGGUUAUUUACUGCUGAUUUUUUCUUUGAUAGAGUGGCGACGCAUGACUUUCCACUGCCUCUAUCCUCAACCAUUUAUGCCUGUGACGUUUUAACAAAACGCUUGGAUUUUUAAUGAACGAGUCUAAUGUUUUCCCCUGCCGUGAUAUGACUCCAGAACUCUGGAGUGACUUCCACAAUGUGUGUCAUGUUAUGUUUUUAAAAGGCAAAUAUUUUAUGUAAAAAAGGUGAAUGUAAUAUAGUAAUUGUAAUCAGCACUUGUACGCAAAGUGUAUUUUAUCAAGAAACAAUACGAUUAAAUGCAGUAAAACAAA
Molecule: messenger RNA, 7846 nt
Organism: Danio aesculapii
Lineage: Eukaryota; Metazoa; Chordata; Actinopteri; Cypriniformes; Danionidae
Gene: asxl2
Product: ASXL transcriptional regulator 2
Exons: 12
Coding region: 99-3725 (1208 amino acids)
Biological process (GO): animal organ morphogenesis; positive regulation of transcription by RNA polymerase II
Cellular component (GO): PR-DUB complex
Molecular function (GO): chromatin binding; peroxisome proliferator activated receptor binding; DNA binding
Source: RefSeq, a predicted model, not a curated record